This is a messenger RNA of Heterostelium album PN500, 1089 nucleotides long. RefSeq lists its product as uncharacterized. The coding region runs from base 1 to 1089 and encodes 362 amino acids. The transcript is spliced from 4 exons. NCBI's taxonomy places the organism in Eukaryota, Evosea, Eumycetozoa, Acytosteliales, Acytosteliaceae. The record is from RefSeq and is a predicted model, not a curated record.
AUGAGUUUUAGAAUAUUGAUGACAAGUGAGAUGUCUUGUACAGUUGUGGAAUAUACUAAAAUUAUAUUUGUGUUCAGUGAUGACAACAUCAAAAAAUUUGCCAUCUCCAGAGCAUAUCGUUUGAGUUUCUCGAAGGAUGGUGAGACAAAUUUCAAUGGCACUACCGAGUGGGUCACCUUUAGCCUCAAGAGUACCAGAAAGUUGAGAUAUCCACCAAAGAUGAAGAUUGGAUAUGAAGCACCAUCGAUUCACAACAACUUUACUCCAAUCCCAAAUGGUUCAAACAAAGAAGUUGCCAGAUGCCCAGCCUUCAUCAGCAAACUUAUAAAGAAAGGAUUGGAAUACACCACUCUAAGAGGAUCUCAAUCAGCCAACGAUACCGCUCGUGUUGCUUCCACCACUCGUGCUACUGCCACCACUCGUAUUGCUGCUAACACCCGUGUUGCUGCUGACUCCCAGUGCGAUGAGGAUCAUGAUGGUGGAAUGGACAUCGAACAAGAUGAGCCAAUUGUCAACGAUCCUGUUGAUGCACUCUCUGCUAUCCAAGGUAAGCAAUUUUUGAUUCAAUCCUGUUCUAACGUCGAUGGUUUGAAUGAUAUUCUUGUUUAUUUCCAUACUUCUAGAUUCAUCGCUGCUGUUGCCUUGUACACCGACGAACAAGACACCUCCGCAUUUGUUGUUCGUAAUGAGGGAUCUGACGGUCUGUCAGUCUUCCACCUAGACCCAAGUGGUGUACACUCUGCGGUCAGACCAUUGGAAACACUUAACGGUCUCGGUGUGGUGCUUUCAAGAUCUGAAUCACGUACAGGUGUAGGUAGACCCGUGUUCCUUUCGAUCCUGAAAGGUGCUGCCUGUUUCCUUGCCAGUAACAAACGUGUUGCCAGAAAGGCAUUCCCAGCUGCCAUGAAUAGGAUUGUCGGAGAGCUCCUGUCUUCGACCGUAUCUGCAAACCGGAUAGACGCCCUGCCAGCUUUUUUUUUUAAAAUUGGAUCAUUUGUUCAAUCAUCUUCACAACUCUCUCAGCAAACAACAGGAUCACCUAUUAAGAUUUUCCAACAAAAAAUAUUAAUAACUAAGUCUUUGCAAUAA